AUGUCGUCUCAUCACGGAGUUCAAUUCAGAGAUUUGACAUCGUUACCUACUCUCAUACCAACGCCUCAAUAUAUCAAUGAUAUCGAUGAACUACAGAAUCCAGUCUUCGAAGUUAAAACUCCACUGCAACUAGAUCGUCAACAUCGCAUUAAAAUUAAAAUGUUACUCGACAUUGUUCUGUUUGUUGCACUUCUAGCAGCUGGCUUAGUGUUAUUUGCUAGUGUCGGCCAAAAUAUCUUAUUACGCUCAUUUGGUGCUGCAUUCCUUAUUGCCGGCAUUAUCCUAGUAAUAUUAAGUGCCUGGCUAGUUCUGACAGGACCAUCGAUGUUUCGAAAAAUGAAUCUAUUAAAAAUGGCAACUGCUCUGAUUGUACUUCUUAUUGGAAUUGCUCUUGUUGUCAUAGCAGACGAACAAAACCUGCUAGUAGUUGGCUAUGCUUUGUUCGCCACUGCACUAUUAAUUCUUAUAACAAAAUAUUUUUUUCUGGUUGAAGAUGAACAAAUUCGAAUUCAACGUUUGGAACGAGAAUUGCGAAAAGCAAAACAAUCAGCUGGAAUGGGUAUGGCUUUGUCUUACUUCUACAACUUUAUUGUACCAACAGCAGCAAACAUACGAUCGUUGGAUGAGGGUCAUACACCAAUUGACAUGGAAAUAACUCGUGGACAAUUUGAAGAAUAUCAGCUUAAAAACGACCAAUUGUUUAUUAUUGUACCUCGUGAUCUUGAUGGUUCUGAUAUAAAGGUAUUUUUAAAAAACUUAUCGUCGCCCCCAAAUCCGUCUAUUAUACAAGGAAAACCGAAAGAACGACCGGGCAAUGAUACACAUCGUCCGAUGUUCGUGUAUUUCCUCGAAUGGAAUCCAACAACAAAAGAAUGUGACGGUCUAUUUGACAUUCCAACCAUAAUUUCCUCAUGCUGGGAUAGAUAUAGAAAUGAAAAAAAAAAUCAAGAUUAUACAGUAGAUGUUACUGAUGAAAUAGUGAUAUUUCAAAAUCAGCUGCUUGCAUUAGUCAAUGAGCAUCCAAUAACAAAUGGAAAAGUACGCAUUCUGAGCUUUCCAUCGUUACCAUUUCGGUUUUCGGACAUAAAAUAUGCUGUGACACAGUUGGCUCAUUAUGAGAUUUAA
Molecule: messenger RNA, 1125 nt
Organism: Rotaria sp. Silwood2
Lineage: Eukaryota; Metazoa; Rotifera; Eurotatoria; Philodinida; Philodinidae
Source: the annotation of a GenBank genome assembly